Messenger RNA from Plasmodium vinckei vinckei, 273 nucleotides. RefSeq names its product conserved Plasmodium protein, unknown function. Lineage: Eukaryota; Apicomplexa; Aconoidasida; Haemosporida; Plasmodiidae. The record is from RefSeq and is a predicted model, not a curated record. The transcript has a single exon. Bases 1 to 273 code for a protein of 90 amino acids.
AUGAAGCCUAUUAUUUUAAAAAGUAAUUAUUCAAAAUUUAGUUUAAAAGAGGGAGUAGCAUUUUCCAGUGAUGAUACUACAGAUACUGUUUUUACAAAAAUCAAAUCAAAUAAAGGUCAUAAAAAUAAAAAUUCAAAUUUAUAUUUUAUUUCAAAAAAUAUAAAUACAAAAGGCAAAAAAAAUUACCGAGAUUUAUCAGUCCUAGAUGAUUUCAAACUUAUACUAUUUGGGUGUAUGGGAAUGAGGACAUACAAAAUGGUCUAUUGUUUUUAA